AGUGCAGCGCCGCGAGGGACCCAGCUGCUGCAGGGGAGAAGGAGCGGGGGAGGCUCAGAAGCAGCCCCCAGGCCAGGCAGCCAUCCAGGCUCUUAUGGGAGGGCUGCAUGGGAACGGCGUAUUAAAGCGUCCCGAGCUCCCCACCGCCGCUCGCUCUCUCCGAGCCGGGGAGCAGGGGCUGCAGCCGGGGGCGGCGAUGAAGUCUCCCAGUUGAAGGAGCGGGAUCCGGGCGGAGACUGGCUCUGGCGCCGGAGCCAGGGCAGGCGCUGGUGCACCGGGGCGCUUCGGCGGCAGCUCUCGCUUCGGUGUCUCUUUCCCUGCUCCCCGCGCUAGCCCGCCCCCCGCGGCGGCCCCGGGGCAGAUGGCUGUCCGCAGCGGUAACGCCUUGACGCCUUUCUCCAUCCAGGCCAUCCUCAACAAGAAGGAGGAGCGCGCUCAGCACUUGGCGGGGCGGCCGCCGCCGGCCACCCCCACCACGCCCGCUUGCUGCUGGAGGCUGUUCGGCGAGAGGGCGGACGCGAGCGCAGCGGACGAGACUUUGCUGCUGUCCCCGGCCUGCGCCCGGGCUGCGCCGGCAGCGGGAAGGACGAUGGGAGCCCCGGCGGGCUGGGAUUCGGACUCGGCGCUCAGCGAUGACCACGAGGGCGAGAGGCGCUCGGAGGAGGAGGGCACCGGGGUGCAGAAGGGGCCGCCCGGCAACAGCGCCCGCUCCAGAGAGGCCCCUGGUCGGGGGCGGCCGGCGCGGGAGGCUCAGCCCAGGGAUCAGGAGGAAGAGCCCCCCGGCCUCAGUGACAGCGAGAUGUCGGCCAGCGUUUCAGGUACGCUUGUGGGGAGAGAGUCGGUCUUCGAGCUGGAGCGGCGCUUCAACCACCAGCGCUACCUCUCGGGCCCGGAGCGAGCCGACCUGGCGGCCUCGCUCAAGCUCACCGAGACCCAGGUGAAGAUCUGGUUCCAGAACCGCCGCUACAAGACCAAGCGGCGCCAGAUGGCCGCGGACCUGCUGGCCUCGGCCCCGGCCGCCAAGAAAGUGGCGGUGAAAGUGCUGGUGCGGGACGAUCAGAGACAGUAUCACCCGGGGGAGAUGCUGAGGCCGCCCUCGCUGCUUUCCCUGCAGCCUUCCUACUACUACCCCUACUACUGCCUGCCCGGGUGGGCCCUGUCCACCUGCACCGCAGCCGCGGGGACUCAAUGAGACUGACCAGCCCCAGCCCUCUCAGAUCCAAAGCAACCCCGAGCCCCAGCUGCAGGACUGUAUGCACCGGACAGUAUUUAUUAUUAUUAUUUUAUUUGAUUAUUUUUAUUAUUAUUGUUAUUUGGGUAAUUUCCCCUCCCCCUCCUUUCCAAGUUGUGACUUUUGCAAACUCCCCCCCCCCCUCAAGCCGAGGACUCUUGUAAUUCGGCACGACUAGUUCAUGGUAUCCAUGUUGUCACUCUAUUCCGUGUAGACUUGCUUGUUUGUUUUUGUUUUGCUGAUAUUGUUGCUCCGGAUUGAUAAGAGACCCGAAUCUGGUGUGUGAGAGAGGAAAAAGAAACUCAGAUCAGAACAGGAGAUCAAGGACUCCCCCAUGGACUGAAAGGAAGAUUAUUUUUCUCUGUUUGUUGGAGUCCUUGGUCUUCCAAAUUAUUGCAAACCGUGUGUGCCUUUUAUGGUGCUGAAUGUAAGGAACCUCUUUCAAAUCCCCCGUGCUCUUGUUGCCCAUGUUAUUCCUGUUCUUCAUGGUCCAUGGCAAAGGACAGAUGUGUCCCAAAAGGGUGAGCCCUGUAUCAAAAAGCCAGAUCUCUUUUCUCCCUCGGAUCUUUCCUUGGUGGGGGUUGGGGGAGGGAGAAGUAACGAGUUUUUAGCACUUUCCAGUUGUACUAAAGUUAAUGUUAUUUUUAUAUUCAAUGUGAAUAUUUCUAGUCAGGCUUUUUUAAAAUGGACGUAAUGGGGAAAAUUAGUACCAUUCAGUGCCUUUUUCUUUUUCUUUCUUUAAAUUCGUCAGCAAACCUAUCCUGUGGGUUUGUGAUCUACUUCAGUAAUGUAACAGUCUCUUUCUUACAAGGUAAUUCGUGGCUUUUUCCUCCUUUAAUGGCACUGUGCACUCAACUAGAUUAUUUACUUUAAAUGAAUUGUGAAUGUUUGUAAGCUAUCCGCUGUACUUUUUUAAUUUAUAAACUUUAGUUUAACACCUAGUUAUGUCCAUUGUGUCCUUUCUAC
Molecule: messenger RNA, 2197 nt
Organism: Terrapene triunguis (Three-toed box turtle)
Lineage: Eukaryota; Metazoa; Chordata; Testudines; Emydidae
Gene: NKX3-2
Product: NK3 homeobox 2
Exons: 2
Coding region: 362-1192 (276 amino acids)
Biological process (GO): cell differentiation; regulation of transcription by RNA polymerase II
Cellular component (GO): nucleus
Molecular function (GO): DNA-binding transcription factor activity, RNA polymerase II-specific; RNA polymerase II cis-regulatory region sequence-specific DNA binding
Source: RefSeq, a predicted model, not a curated record